CAACCAAGUGUGAGGCCGCUCUCUGCAGGCCGCCUGUCCCCCCGCCCCCACUCCCGUGGGCUCCAGCUCACUGGUCCGCCUUCUGGGUUCCGAGUCCCAGCGGCUCAAGCCGGAGCCUCGCCCCCCCAGGGCACCCUUCCUUUAUGACUUCACCCACUGAAGUCACCGGACAAUGCUGAACGUUCUACCCCAGAGCUGGGGCCUCCAGGAGGCAGGGACAGCCGCCCGGCCAGCCCAGAGGACUCUCCCGUAGACGGGGACACCGCUGGCCCAUGUCUCACGGGGGUGGAGGGCAGCUUCAGAGGCACGGGGUGCUCCUGGCACCAUGGAUGAUGCCGCCGUCCUCAAGCGACGAGGCUACAUCCUGGGGAUAAAUUUGGGAGAGGGCUCCUACGCAAAAGUCAAAUCCGCGUACUCCGAGCGCCUCAAGUUCAACGUGGCGGUCAAGAUCAUCGACCGCAAGAGAGCCCCCACCGACUUCCUGGAGAAGUUCCUUCCCCGGGAAAUCGAGAUCCUGAUCAUGCUCAACCACCGCUCCAUCGUCAAGACCUACGAGAUCUUCGAGACGUCAGAGGGCAAGGUCUACAUCAUCAUGGAGCUCGGGGUCCAGGGCGACCUCCUCGACUUCAUCAAAAGCCGGGGAGCCCUGCGCGAAGACGAUGCUCGCAAGAAGUUCCACCAGCUCUCCUUGGCCAUCAAGUACUGCCACGACCUGGACAUCGUCCACCGAGACCUCAAGUGCGAGAACCUGCUCCUCGACAAGGACUUCAACAUCAAGCUGUCCGACUUCGGCUUCUCCAAGCGCUGCCUGCGGGACGAGAGCGGCCUGCUGAUCCUGAGCAAGACCUUCUGCGGGUCGGCGGCCUACGCGGCCCCCGAGGUCCUGCAGGGCAUCCCCUACCAGCCCAAGGUCUACGACAUCUGGAGCCUGGGCGUGAUCCUCUACAUCAUGGUCUGCGGCUCCAUGCCCUACGACGACUCCAACAUCAAGAAGAUGCUGCGCAUCCAGAAGGAGCACCGCGUCAACUUCCCGCGCUCCAAGCACCUGACGAACGAGUGCAAGGACCUCAUCUACCGCAUGCUGCAGCCCGACGUCAACCGGCGGCUGCACAUCGAGGAGAUCCUCAGCCACACCUGGGUGCAGCCCAAGCCCCGGGGCCUCAGCAAGGAGGGGGUGGGCCUCCUGGGCACUGAGCCCCCGCAGGUCCCGGAGCCCUCUCGGACCCCGGAGGCCUCGAUGACUACCGAGCACUCGCGGACCCCGGAGGCCUCGAUGACUACCCAGCGCUCGCGGACCCCUGAGCCCUCGCAGACUACCAGGCACUCGCGGACCCCUGAGGCCCCGCAGACUCCCGAGGUCUCUCGGACGACCGAGCCCAGCUCUGACAAGAAGUCUAUCUCCCACCAGGAGCCCCAGGAGGAGGCACAGCCUGAGGUGAUGCCAGAGUCAAAGCCCCAGGAGGAGAUGGAGCAAGGGCCGGUCUCCAGGCAGCUGGAGAGCACGAGCCUCAUCGCCCCAACAGGGCAGCGGAGCAGGGAGACAGUGGAAGGGCGCUCUCCAAAGCCCCCGCAGACCCAGUGAGCCUCUCACCGGGCCCAGGGGCUGGCAGGGAAGGAGGCGGAGACGCAGCUUUGAGCCUGGGCUCCAGACAGGUGAGACCCAAGAGGCGAAGGCCAACCCCCAGAUGAGCCACUAUUUUUUUCAAUUUCCCCCCUCCCUUUGAACAUGCUAUU
Messenger RNA from Myotis daubentonii (Daubenton's bat), 1734 nucleotides. Its product is annotated as testis-specific serine/threonine-protein kinase 1-like. Gene Ontology annotation, molecular function: ATP binding; tau-protein kinase activity. Lineage: Eukaryota; Metazoa; Chordata; Mammalia; Chiroptera; Vespertilionidae. Gene Ontology annotation, biological process: microtubule cytoskeleton organization; protein phosphorylation; intracellular signal transduction. The record is from RefSeq and is a predicted model, not a curated record. Gene Ontology annotation, cellular component: cytoplasm.